AGAGAGAAAUGGUGAAGUAAUGGGGCUUUCCAAGAAUGGCCAAACAAAAUAUUGUUGUUUAUCUCCUGAAUAAAUAUAAAAGUCAUAUAAAGACGAUCAAGGAGGAAGCACUACUUACAAAAGUUAUCGCCACAUAUAUUUAUUUUUGCCACCCAUACUUAAGUGCUAGUAGUAAACUAUUCCUCUCUUCAAAUCAAGCUAAGAGUGCUUUGUUUCAUACUGCAAAGAGAAAACAUGGAGGAGAAGUUGAAGAGUUAUUGUGUAACAGGAGGGACAGGCUACAUAGGGUCAUGGCUGAUUAAAUCUCUCCUGCAAAUGGGUUACAAGGUUCAUGCUGCUGUGCGCCAUCCUGAGAAGUCAUCACAUCUAUUGAAGUUGGCUGAGGGCAGUGACAGGCUAAGAUUGUUCAAAGCUGAUUUAAGAGAAGAAGGAAGCUUUGAUGAAGCGGUGAGAAGUUGCAGUGGUCUAUUCCAUGUUGCUGCACCCAUGGAAUUCGGGGUACAAGCCACAGAAAAUGUAGACAGCUAUGUUCAAGAAAAUAUCAUAGAGCCUGCAAUUCGUGGGACCUUGAAUGUUCUCAGAUCCUGCUUGAAAUCCAACUCUAUAAAAAGAGUUGUUUUCACAUCAUCAAUCAGCACAGUCACGUCUAGAAACAGUUGUGGGAAGUGGAGACCUCUUGUGGAUGAAUCUUGCAAGAUACAUGUCCAACAUGUUAAGCACACAAAACCUAGUGGUUGGGUUUAUGUGCUAGUGAAGGUUUUGACAGAGGAUGCAGCAUUUCAAUUUGCAAAAGAAAAUGGCAUUGACUUGGUUUCAACAAUAACACCAACGGUAGCUGGUCCGUUCCUCACUCCUACAGUUCCAUUAAGCAUUCAAGUUCUCUUGUCACCAAUAACAGGUGAUCCUGAACUGUUAGCUAUACUCACGGCAGUGAAAACAAGAAUGGGAUCAAUAGCAUUAGCUCAUAUUGAGGAUAUAUGUCAUGCCCACAUAUUCCUCAUGGAGAACAUUAAAGCAGAAGGGCGAUAUAUAUGUUGUGCUAAGAGUUGGACAAUGCCUACAGUUAUCGGUGAACUUAAGAAAGAGUAUCCUUGCCCUGCUUUAGAGAGUCUAGAUGAUGAAGGGCAUGAUUCAGUGAUCCCCUCUGAGAUAUCAUCAAAGAAAUUGAGAGUUCUGGGAUUUUCUUUCAAGUAUGAAAUCGACGAUAUCAUACAAGAUACAAUUAGUACUUGUAUACAUCAUGGCUUCAUACCCUAUAAUCAAAAGUCAUAAUUGCUAUAUCAUAUGAGCAGAGUAUUUAAAUCUUUGUAGAAAUGGAUGUUUUUGUGUGAUUUCUAUGCUUGUAGACAACAGUAAUUGUGCAACUUACUUCUACUUGGAAUAUUUACAUAUGAAGAAACUGCAAUACUGUUGUGUUCUGAAGAACUUCAAAAUUAUCAUCUA
Molecule: messenger RNA, 1443 nt
Organism: Capsicum annuum
Lineage: Eukaryota; Viridiplantae; Streptophyta; Magnoliopsida; Solanales; Solanaceae
Product: putative anthocyanidin reductase
Exons: 6
Coding region: 235-1272 (345 amino acids)
Molecular function (GO): oxidoreductase activity, acting on the CH-OH group of donors, NAD or NADP as acceptor
Source: RefSeq, a predicted model, not a curated record